Molecule: messenger RNA, 306 nt
Organism: Pyricularia pennisetigena
Lineage: Eukaryota; Fungi; Ascomycota; Sordariomycetes; Magnaporthales; Pyriculariaceae
Exons: 1
Coding region: 1-306 (101 amino acids)
Source: RefSeq, a predicted model, not a curated record
AUGCAGUUCUCGCAGGACUUUGGCCUGAUCCCUUACGCCCUUUACAAGUACCAUAUUAGCAAACUACCCGGAGCCCUCUUUGGUGCGUUGCUGCGGUUUCUAUACCCAGAGGGGUGCUCCCUGGGGUGCGCCAGCGGUCUAGCGUUCGCCGCCGUUGUAACAUCACGGCCAAGGUACGCCGCGACGAGGACAACGAUGCCUGCAUAUCCUCUUGCAAAGGGUGUUACGCCCGACGAGAAUCAGCGCCUGGGCAUCGACGGCAGGAAAAAAACAAGACAAAGCCUUGUGCGCUCCAGGGUUUACUAA